AUCUCCCGCGCUGACACUUAUCCAUCCAAUACGCCAGUCAUUCUGUCGACUGGACCUCUCCUUGUUCCACGAUCGGCCGGAGAAGUUUUGGCAUCAGAUGGAAGAUGGAUCUAGGGUCUUCAGGCUGCUCUUGGUGUUUGUGUUCUUCACAUGGGUGUUGGCACCGAUCAGGGUCGGAACUGGGCCGACCGAGUUUUAUUUCAUCCCUGGCUACAACUUCACGCUGAUUGUCAAGUUUACACUGGAGCCAAAGGACACCAUCUACAGUGGCACUUGGAAAAAAGACAACGGGAGGAGAGAGAUUGUGGAAUGCCAACUUCAUCAGAAGAACAGCUGGAGGGAUACAACCAAAGAGCAAGGGAAUUGCGUACUGCAGGAAGCUAACAUAUCGCUAACGCUGAGAAACUUUCUUCCUGAAGAUGUGGGGAAUUAUAGCCUCGAACUCGUCUCAGAAGCGGGUGAAACGGAAAACGUUCAGUUUACAGCCAAACUCUACGAAUCUGUUUCUACACCCAGUAUUGAAUGGAAUGAGCAGUUCAAUAAAGGCAGCAAUCAAACCUUCAUAUGUAAGAUUGAAAAAGGAACAUAUCCACAAUUUAACUGGGAAAAGGAUGGUGAAACACUGACCAAUGAUAGCAGACACUCAAUAUCAGAAAAUGGCAUUAUUUUGACAAUUACUCAUAUUAACGAAUCUGAUUGUGGAUUUUACAAAUGUGUCAUUAAGAAUGACAGAAAUCAGGAGGAGAAGCAAUUUAAUAUAACUAAUGAAAAAUACAAGUUGUGUCAAGAAGACACGUACCAUGUCCCGAGUAAUGUGUGCUGCAUAAUUGGUUUGCUAGUUCUUUGCCUAAUAGGUUGUGCAGUUUGGAAGAUACGCAAAUGCAAGAGCAGCCAACAGCAGGUCACCCACAGGCACCUGUGUGGAGAUGUUCCUUCGGAAUGUUCAUGAACUUGUUGAACAUCCAGACAAAAGAAACCCAGUCUAUAACAAAUCAAGUCUGCAGAUCUGCAAAUGCUGUUUACAUUUACCGGUAACUCCAGAAAUCAAGCAAGAUACGAACCUACAUGCCCGGAUUUCAUGAAGGCUUGGUAUUCAUCAUCAAAACAGUUGUCAAACUGGCAACUUACAAUUUUAAAAAAAAAAAUAUCCCUUAACUGUAUCUCUCCGUGUGAGUGAAAGUUCAUAAUGAAAGACAAUAUGACUUAUGCCAUAGAUAUUAAUUGG
Rhincodon typus (whale shark) is the source of this 1225-nucleotide messenger RNA. RefSeq names its product hepatocyte cell adhesion molecule-like. Lineage: Eukaryota; Metazoa; Chordata; Chondrichthyes; Orectolobiformes; Rhincodontidae. Bases 98 to 949 code for a protein of 283 amino acids. The transcript has 7 exons. The record is from RefSeq and is a predicted model, not a curated record.